Erinaceus europaeus (western European hedgehog) is the source of this 10060-nucleotide messenger RNA. It is a transcript of the gene MCC, whose product is annotated as MCC regulator of WNT signaling pathway. The transcript has 19 exons. Gene Ontology annotation, biological process: negative regulation of canonical Wnt signaling pathway. Gene Ontology annotation, cellular component: cytoplasm. Bases 1000 to 3609 code for a protein of 869 amino acids. Lineage: Eukaryota; Metazoa; Chordata; Mammalia; Eulipotyphla; Erinaceidae. The record is from RefSeq and is a predicted model, not a curated record.
UCAAAGGGGAAACUUCGGCGUAAAGUGCAGCCCGCUCGACUCUCUCCAGCUUUCUUUCCUUCCCUGAACCCCCGGGGUACGGAUCGUCCUCGCCCCGCCGUCCUGGUGUCUCGAGGGGUGGGGAGAACCCGCCGAGCCUCCUCGGAGGGAUCGAGCAGAGAGGUGCCCUCCAGCCGGGUAAUGGGUGUGGGCGAGGGACCUUAGGCGGCGCCUGGAGGAACAGGGCUCGCCCGGCUGGCUCGGCCGCUGCAACCGCCUGCGCGCACCCCCUGCCUCCCUCAGCUGGCGCUCGCCGCCUCUGUGCAGAGCUCGCAUCCUCGCCUCGGGUUGUACCACCCUGGCUGUUUCGAUGGACGUGUGCCGGGAGCCGCCAAGCACUGGAUUUCCAGCCUUCUGAAGCCCAACUCUUCAAGCGCCGGGACCUGGAGGAGAAGGAGGAGGAGGAGCCCGGCGGUGGAAAGUGCAGUCAUGAAUUCUGGAGUUGCCAUGAAAUAUGGAAACGACUCCCCUGCCGAGCUGAGUGAGUGCUACUCAGGAAAUGACCUGAGCUGGCUUGACGUUUUCGGUCUGAAGCAGGCGGCUAUUAGAAAGAAAGAAAGAAAGAAAGAAAGAAAGAAAGAAAGAAAGAAAGAAAGAAAGAAAGAAAGAAAGAAAGAAAGAAAGAAAGAAAGAAAGAAAGAGGAAGAAAGAAAGAAAGAAAGAGAAAGGAAGAAAGAAAAAAAGAAAGAAAGAAAGAAAGAAGAAAAAAGGAAGAAAGGAAGUGCUGGGAGCUCUUAUCCGCCGUCCAGUUGUUUACUCUCGGCGAUCUGGGUCUUUUCCUCACUCGCCCUCCUACCUGCUUCUUGCAAUUUACAUACAACAGUACUUUUUGCAAGUAGGCGAAAUGCACGGGAAUUUCGGCUGAAUCUAAGCCAGUGCCAACUGAUUUGAGGGGGUUGGGGCUGCUGUUGGUGGGUAGGAUAUUGGAUUAUUAUGUCUACCAGUUGACUUGCGCCUGAGAUGCCUCGGGUUAAGUUCAAGCGAGGUGGUCCCUUCUCUAUGGAGAUGAACGACCCGCCCAGGGGAGGAGAGCAGGGAGGAAGCACAUCAAAGGCGCCUGGAACUUUAUUUCCUGCCCGGGACUGGACUCCAGGGUCUUUGAGGCCAGCGCAUUUGCAAUUCCAGGUUCUUGGUCUUCAUUUGGCAGCCCUGGCAUCCCUAAAGGAAGAUAUAGUGGAGCUCAAUAAACGUCUGCAGCAAACGGAGCGGGAACGGGACCUUCUGGAAAAGAAAUUAGCCAAGGCACAGUGUGAACAGUCCCACCUCAUGAGAGAACAUGAAGAUGUCCAGGAGCGUACGACGCUUCGGUAUGAGGAACGCAUCACCGAACUCCACAGCAUCAUUGCCGAGCUCAACAAGAAGAUAGACCGCUUGCAAGGCACCACCAUCAGGGAGGAAGAUGAGUACUCAGAACUUCGGUCAGAACUCAGCCAGAGUCAGCAAGAAAUCAACGAGGACUCUCGAAGCAUAGACCAAGACCAGACCUCUGUCUCUAUCCCUGAAAACCAAUCCACCAUGGUCACCGCUGACAUGGAUAAUUGCAGUGACCUCAACUCAGAACUACAGCGGGUGCUGACAGGACUGGAGAAUGUGGUCUGCUGCCGGAAGAAGAGUAGCUGCAGCCUCUCAGUGGCUGAGGUGGACAGGCACAUUGAGCAGCUCACCACAGCCAGUGAGCACUGUGACUUGGCUAUCAAGACUGUCGAGGAGAUUGAGGGAGUUCUCGGCCGGGAUCUGUAUCCCAACCUAACAGAAGAGCGAUCUCGUUGGGAAAAGGAGCUGGCUGGGCUGCGGGAAGAGAAUGAGAGCCUGACAGCCAUGCUGUGCAGCAAAGAGGAGGAGCUAAACAGGACCAAGGCCACCAUGAACGCCAUCCGGGAGGAGCGAGACCGGCUCCGGAGGAGGGUUCGAGAGCUUCAAACCCGAUUGCAGAGUGUACAAGCCACAGGGCCCUCCAGCCCUGGCCGCAUCACUUCCACCAACCGCCCUGUUAACCCCAGCACAGGAGAGCUAAGCACAAGCAGUAGCAGCAAUGACAUUCCAAUCGCCAAGAUUGCCGAGAGAGUGAAGCUGUCAAAGACCAGGUCCGUAUCUUCAUCAUCUGAUCGACCCAUCCUAGGCUCAGAAAUCACCAGCAUAGGGGUAUCCAGCAGUGUGGCAGAACACCUGGCCCACUCUCUUCAGGACUGCUCCAACAUCCAAGAGAUCUUCCAGACACUCUACUCACAUGGAUCUGCCAUCUCAGAAAGCAAAAUCAGAGAGUUUGAGGUGGAGACAGAGCGUUUGAAUAGCCGUAUUGAACACCUCAAAUCCCAAAAUGACCUCCUGACCAUAACCCUGGAAGAAUGCAAAAGCAAUGCUGAGAGGAUGAGCAUGCUUGUAGGAAAAUAUGAAUCCAAUGCCACUGCACUGAGGCUGGCCUUGCAAUACAGUGAGCAGUGCAUAGAAGCCUAUGAACUCCUGCUGGCUCUGGCUGACAGUGAACAGAGCCUUAUCCUGGGGCAGUUCCAGGCAGCUGGUGGCAUGGGCUCCUGCCCUGGAGACCAGUCAGGGGAUGAAAACAUCACUCAGAUGCUCAAGCGAGCUCACGACUGCAGGAAGACUGCAGAGAAUGCCGCCAAGGCCCUGCUCAUGAAGCUGGAUGGCAGCUGCACAGGGGCUUUUGCAGUGGCCGGCUGCAGCGUGCAGCCCUGGGAGAGCCUCUCCUCCAACAGCCAUACUAGCACGACCAGCUCCACAGCAAGUAGUUGUGACGCAGAGCUUACCAAAGUAGAUGAGCAGAGGCUGAAAGACUAUAUCCAGCAGCUAAAGAAUGACAGGGCAGCGGUGAAGCUGACCAUGUUGGAGCUGGAGAGCAUCCACAUUGACCCACUCAGCUACGACAUCAAGCCCCGGGGUGACAACCAGCGGCUGGACCUGGAGAAUGCUGUGCUGAUGCAAGAGCUGAUGGCCAUGAAGGAGGAGAUGGCUGAGCUGAAGGCCCAGCUCUACCUACUGGAGAAAGAGAAGAAGGCCCUAGAGCUGAAGCUGAGCACGCGGGAGGCACAGGAGCAGGCCUACCUGGUACACAUCGAGCACCUGAAGUCGGAGGUGGAAGAACAGAAGGAGCAGCGCCUGCGGACCCUCAGCUCUACCAGCAGUGGCAGCAGAGACAAGCUGAGCAAGGAAUGUGCCGACACCACCUCCCCACCUCUGUCACUGGCUGAACUGAGGACUACUUGCAGUGACACUGAACUGGCUGCAGAGUUUGCCAAUGCCAUCCGCAGAGAGAAGAAGCUAAAGGCCAGGGUUCAAGAGUUGGUCAGUGCCUUGGAAAGACUCACCAAGAGCAGUGAAAUCCGGCACCAGCAAUCAGCAGAAUUUGUAAAUGACUUAAAGCGAGCCAACAGCAAUCUGGUGGCUGCCUAUGAGAAAGCCAAGAAGAAACAUCAAAAUAAACUGAAGAAGCUAGAGUCUCAGAUGAUGGCCAUGGUGGAGAGACAUGAGACCCAAGUGAGGAUGCUCAAGCAAAGAAUAGCUCUGCUGGAGGAGGAGAACUCAAGACCACACACCAAUGAGACUUCACUUUAACCAGCACCUGGGCACCAAAGUGCUGCCUUUGGAAGCUAAGCUACCACCACCAGGUCAUUGAAGAGAUAAGGGCUCCAGGGAAUAGAGGACCUGUAGCGAGAGUGAGAGUAAGGAAGAGUGGCAGCCAGUCAUGAGUGACAUGACUCAGUCCCAGAGCCAAGUGCCCAUGGUGACACUGUGCAGACUGUAUCCAGAGGCUCCUGCUCCCCCUCCCACGCUCCCAGCCAUAAAUACCUGCUGUGUGUGCCAUGCUCAGCAGACCUCACUUCUGCUUCCAUCACCAGCUUUGUCUCUCCCCCACCUUUCCUGUUCUGGAAGUGGUGCAUCAAUGGCAUUUGUUUUAUAAGAUUUUCCAUUCUUUUCUUCUUUGGUAGAUAAAAUGAUGUUAUUGCUGGCAUUCCUGAUUUCUCUUUCCUUCCUUCACAGGAACACUAACACACAGGGUAACUUUAGCAUCAGCGAGAGCUGCUGAUUUGUUUAUUGCAAUAGGCUUUCAUUUUCAAGUAUCAACAGUUAGAUGUAAGGUGUCCCUUACUGCUGGGAAGACUUUAGGUGGAUAGCACACAGGGAUUAAUUACCGUCCAGAUAAACUUAAAGGUCCAAGAACAAUUCCAGGCCUGAACAAAUGCUUCCCCUCUAGAUAGAGGCAGGGCUGGGAAGGGAAUGCUCUUUUCACUUGAAAUUUCUCCUCUAGGGGUCUUAUUAACAGAACUCAGAGUCCUGUCAACAUAUGUAGUCGAGCUAAACUUUUGUCAGGGGGUUUCAAUAGCAGGGAGCAUUAUUAAUAUCUUGCCCUUACCCUAGAGCACUAUAUAAUUUCUGUUCUACACAAAUCAAAGCUCAUUCAUGUGAGGGCAUGCUCUGAACCUAGCUCUAUUUUUCCAGGUUACAGGUGCACUGUCAGACACCAAAUAGAUAAUGUUUUGCAAGCUGAUCUUAUUUGGGAUUACAAGUGUUUAUUACCAGUUUAAGUCUGUAUUCAUAUCACAAAGAACAGGGGGUGAAGGAAUGAUAACUUUUUUUAAUCUCUAAAAAUAAAAGGUGUUAAUAGGAAAAUAUCUAAACAUUCAUCUAAUGAGCAUAAUAAAGAGAAAAAUGACAAACAAGAAACAUAAGCUAGAAAGGAAUUCAAAGGGUAAAGUUCAAAGAUUUUAAACUUUGUGUAACACAGGAGACAUUAACUUUUCCCUUUAUUUUUUUAUUGGGAGGCAACUGGUUUACAGUAGUUAUUGGCACCAAGACAGUCUGCAAAACACUGUCAUUCCCAAAUUCAGUCCAUCAUUGUGCAAUUUUGAAAUUAUGUAUGUGUGGUUAUGUAUUUUUAAAAAUCACGAAGAUAAAAUGGUGAAGAUUUAGCUGAACUGGAAAAGCAAUUAAACUCAGAAAAGUUUAAAAUAAUAAAACAGUUAAUUUCUUCAAUAUAUGUAGAAACAAAUAUACCACUUCCACUGAUGAGAACAUUUUUAUACUUGCAAUGUUCCUGAAGAACAACUGAGGGGCUGGGUGGUGGUGCACCAGGUUAAGUGCACAUAGUAUGAAAUGUGAGGAUACCAGUUCAGGCCCCUGGAUCCCCACCUGCAGGGGGUUUACCCCAUAAGUGGUGAACAGGUCUGCAGGUGUCUAUCCCUGGUGUCUAUCCCCCUCUCCUCCCCUCCUUUCUCAACCUCUCUCUGUCCUAUUAAAAACAAAACAAAAAAAAACAGUCAGGCGCGGUAGCGCAGCAGGUUAGGCGCACGUGGCGCAAAGCGCAAGGACUGGCAUAAGGAUUCUGGUACAAGCCCCAGGCUCCCCACCUGCAGGGGGGUCGCUUCACAGGCGGUGAAGCAGGUCUGCGGGUGUCUUUCUCUCCCCCUCCUUGUCUUCCCCAUCUCUCUCCAUUUCUCUCUGUCCUAUCCAGCAUCAAUAACUACAACAAUAAAACAAUAAGGGCAACAAAAGGGAAUAAAUAUUUAAAAAAAAGAAGAAAAGAAAAAUGGGGGGGGUCGGGCGGUAGCGCAGCAGGUUAAGCGCAAGUGACACAAAGCCCAAGGACUGGUGUAAGGAUCCCGGUAUGAGCCCCUGGCUCCCCAUCUGCAGGGGAUUUGUUUCACAGAUGGUGAAGCAGGUCUGCAGGUGUCUAUAUUUAUGUCCCCGUCUUCCCCUCCUCUCUCCAUUUCUCUCUGUCCUAUCCAACAAUGAAUGACAUCAACAAUAACCACAAGGCUACAACAAGGGCAACAAAAGGGGGAAAAUGACUUCCAGGAGUAGUGGAUUCAUAGUGCAGGCACUGAGCCCCAGCAAUAACCCUGGAGGAGGAGAAAGAAAGAAAGAAAAAGAAAGGAAGAAAGAAAGAAAGGAAGAAAGAAAGAAAGAAAGAAAGAAAGAAAGAAAGAAAGAAAGGGAGAAAGAGAGAAAGAGAGAAAGAGAGAAAAAGAAAAACUGGUCUCGGAAGCAAUGGGUUCGUAGUGCAGGCACCGAGGCCCAGUGAUAACACUGGGGGGAAAAAAAGAUGAAAUAUUUUAUGCCUUUUAGAAAGACACGGGGGCUUGACACCAUAGUGGUUUGCCUAUGUUGCACAUACAGGUUUCAAGCAAAAUGCUGACAGGACCAGACAGGACCACAGUACCUGAAUUCUUUUAGGACGACUUUCUAGGUUAAAUUCAUCAUUCCCCUUCUAAUCUUCACUGCCUCGCCCUCUUGUCAUUCAAUCCUUCUGUCCACUCAGCUGCCCUCCAUUGGUAUAUUUUAAAGAUCCACUUGUCAUUUAUUCUGUGGUGCCCACAUAGUUCAGUUUUCCCAUUAACUGGGUCACUCCAUUAGACUCUUGUGUCCAUGAGCUUUCAGAAAGCAUGACAGGUUCCUCAGCCUUCUGUAAAAUGUGGAAAGUCACGCUACACUAUAUGGGGAGGACUAACAGUUCUACCCCUUGCUACAAAAUCAGCAGUGAAGUGGCCCCACUGGCCAAAAAAAACUAACCAGUAUCAGUCUCAAAGGACUAGCAAUGAGUGCUGUAAUCACUGUGAGGAGUGCCCACUGAGUUGCUUUUGUCUGAAUCUUAACAUUCAAUUGAAGCUGGUUCCUGUGAUUUUUAACAUCAAUUUUCAUUUUGGAUAAUUUCAUUUUUUCCUAAGAAAAUAUUUCUGGCUGGCUGUGCAAAAAAAAAAAAAAAGUGUUUCCUCCAGUUCGCAUAAGAAGAUAUUACAUAAAACAAGGAAAACAGUGGGACAUGCAAGGUGGGAAUUCAUGACCUUUUGUGAUUAAUUAAAGGGAGUCUUUUCACCAAAUAUGAAAAUUGUAGCUGGUAUAGGAAUAAAAUCCUUUGUGCUGACCUAUAUACUAUUCUUACUCUAUGUUAGAACUUUCAACUCACUCUUGUAGGGUCACAUAACUUGUCCAGACCCAAAAUAGGCCCUAUUACUGGCCCCAACUGGCCUCAUUUUAAGCUUAUAAACAUGACACUUUUAUGUGGUGAUUGGAUGGAAAGUAUUUCUCUAGCAAAGCUGUUACUUUUGUACAUGUGUAGAAUUUUUAAAAAGCUAUUAAAUAAUUGAUUUCCUUUGUGGUUUUUUUAAAAAUUUUUUUUCCCUUUUGUUGCCUUUAUCAUCAUUGUUGUUAUUACUGUCGUUGUUGGAUAGGAUAGAGAGAAAUGGAGAGAGGAGGGGAAGACAAAGGGGGAGAGAAAGACAGACACCUGCAGACCUGCUUGUGAAGCAAUUUCCCCUGCAGGUGAGGAGCCGGGCUCGAACUGGGAUUCUUAUGCCAAUCCUUGCGCUUCGUACCACGUGCACUUAACCCACUGCGCCACCGCCUGGCUCCCUCCUUUGUGUUUUUCAAACAUCCCCCAAGACAUGGUCCUUGAAGGUGAGUCAACAGGGUGUGGGGCACUUGGUUACACCAAUUGUACAACUAAGAUUUCACUGAUAGAAGUGGAGCCGGAAUAACUUUUUUUAUAACCUCAACUUUUCUCUAAAUAGGGUAAAAAAAAAAUUAUCUUGAUUCUAGCUUAUGAAAGAAUUUUUAAAAUCCCCACUUAGUUUUCAUUUCCUCAGUGAUUACCCCCUAUCAGCAGUCACGGUAUCUGUUCACAGUUUAUAAGUCACUGGCUCUUAUCUAAGAAGAAACUAUUUCACUUCUAUUUCCUUGAAGUUUAUUUCUCAUUGAGUUGAGGCAGAGUCAUAAGCAAAGAAUCUUGUCCGUAGUUUAAGUACCAUAAAUGUGUGCACCUACUAACUGGACCUGAGGUUCCAAAUAUCAUGUGCACCAGGUACCUAAAUUGCCAUAAGUGGUCAAGAUUCCUCUGUGAGACUUAUACCAAAGGUCAUUUAUGAUUAAAUACCUUAUGUAAUAAGCCUGCCAGUACAGGUAACUGCUGUCUCACAUUGACUCUCAUCUGCUGGCAUGUCAGGUUUCUGUUGUUAAUAUCCAUAUUGCCUGAAACUAAAAUGUUUAUAAGGUAAUAAAAAAAUGUCAGUUAAACAUAAUUGCUUAAUUCACCAUGAGAUGCAUUGAACUUCUUCCUCUAAGCCUGCAGCAAUACUUUACAGGGACCUCAGAAAACUCUAAAAUAAGAUAUUGACAUUCCACUACUGAGUUUACAGCUCAUAGGCAUGUUCUUUACAAAAUGUUAGUAUGAGACUAGCAAGGAUCCUAUUGCUCAGAAUAAAAGCUGAAACCAUAUAAACCUCUAUACCUAACCUGUUCCCUUCUACAGAUGCUUCCUAUGGCCCCAGAGUUAUUCUGUGAUUACUUUUAUUCUCCCCAUCAUAGUAUUGUAUAUCAAAGCUCUCAUAAGACUAGGGUGUCAUGUGUUUUUAACAUUAAGAUAUCAAGAAAACCACAGAAAACACUCAAAUUUUCAUUAACAACUCUAAAAAUCCAUCAUUCCAACAAAGCUUUAAAAUAUUCACAAAUGUGUAUCUGGAGUUUGUCCCAUCUGGUUUAUCGGUAAAAAAUGGGGGGAAAAAAAUCAUACUGUUUAUAGUAGCAUCUUUAGUUAGAAAUUUUCUAGAGGCAGAAACUCCUCCAAAAAAAAAAAAAGAAGCCAAAGGGGCUUCUCUGAAAUGUCUGCAUUUAAUUUCACUAAGCUGCAGUUAUAGGGUUCCCAAGAUUUGGCUUUUUUUCUUUUUUCUCUUUUAAAGAGGUGGUAAAAAAAUGUUUUUUCUGUAGUUGACAAGUUUGUAUAAUUUUAUAAAAAUAUAGCAACUGCUUUACUGGCUGUCCAAUGAAAUGGUCUAUUUGACAAUAAAUUAUAUAAUCACCAUCUAUCAGAGGCCUGCAAAUUCAAAUGCUCAGCUGUAUGCUACUUUGCAAGAACAUGUUACAAACAAAAAAUUAUGCCAAAUCUUAUUGACAUUUACUUAAGGCUUAAUAUACUUCAUUAGAACCUUUUAAAAGCCUAGUCAAGUUGAAGUUAGCUCUGACUCUUGGCCCUUAGCGCAUCCAGUUUCACAUACUUGAAAUUCCCUUCUAUGUUUAUAAUCACUAAGAGAUAGCUCUUAUGCUGCCAAUUACUAGCUUUUUUCAAAGCAGAGCCAGAAUUUUUGAUUAAUGCAAUGCUUAGUGGCUGUUAAAAUGUCAACAGAUGGGAAAGGGUACAAAUUGAAUACCAACUGUUCAUGCAUUGUUUCACUAAAAACUGUACAUACAGAUGACUGUACAUUUUUGAUAAAAACUUAUACUGAAUAAACAUCUUUCAUACUGCACUUGAGAUUUUUCAAGUGAUUAAGAAGAAAUUACUCCAUUCCACUAGCAACUGCUAAGCGGCAAAUCAUCUCCCGAGCAAGUUUGUUCAUAGUCAUGGUAGUUAUGAAUCACUUGUUCACGAAGCAACAGAUCAGAACACAGCAAGCUAUAUGCAAAAUUUCCCCUUAUUCACAGAUGACCUGCUUAACUAGCUGUUCUUUUUCUAUUUAUUUUUGCACUUUUUGCUAAUCAAAUCCAUGUGGGGAAAUAUUCUGUCUGUAGAAUUCAAAAAAUAUUUACUUAUAGUCAGGACUGACAAGUGAACAAGAACUCUAAUCUGUUUUCAUUGGAAAAUAUAAAGGUAAUGAAACCGGUUCAGUUUUUCCAAUCGGUUUUUAGACAUACUGUUAAGAUUUGCUUUGCAUGAGAUUUAAGUUACCUACCUGAAAAUUUGCUACUCUUAAACCACUUGAACUAUUAGAAAAACCUGCUUGAAUGUACUGUCAGUUUUUAAAGCACAUGUGACUAGGUUUGCAUUUGUCAGUAUUGUUCUACAGUUUGUACUGAGAAUCUUUUAAUGUUGCCACUUAACAUUGUACUAUAUUUUGUAACUUUUCAAUUCUCUACUUGUAUGCUUUCAAUGUUUCAAGAUGCCUGUAGUUUUAGCUGUUGUAAGAUAGCCACCUUGUGUUGUUUGAUAUAAAAUUGUCUUAAGAAACUCCAUUUAUUUAUACAGAGACAUUUAUAAUAUUUUACAUUCUUAUAUUCUAAAUAAACAUUUCUAAUUCCA